AUGGCAGAUUUACCUAAACGUUUGCCGAUUGACUAUCCUGAAUGGCAGGCUGCAGUCGAGGAGCACGAUCUUGUUGGAAAGACGGUGCAUGCGGCUGAGCUUGCGUCUGCUUCUAAGAUGACUUACGCCCAAUUUUUGCUCUUGCGCGUUCUCUGGAAAGUCCAUCUCAGAGAUCAACUCUCUCACCUGCCCUCUGUCUUGGAGCCCUAUCUUGCUCAGGCUAAUGAGCUGCUCUCUGAAUUUCGUUCCUGGGCAGCUUAUUGCCGUAGUAUCAAAAACGCAAAGAUUCCAGACGGCAGCUUUGCGAUUGCUCGACAUUACCAAAUCAAAGCCGCUAACAAUAGGCAGCAUAUGCGACCAGAUAGCUUCGAUACGCCUGUUGCCAGGCAAAGAGCUACCACGCGCAGGCAUCGGGGGAAUUUGUUGGAUGAGUUCAGGACAAUGGGUGUUGACGACACACCAUCUAAGAAUCCCACUUCGGCGUCCCAAAUGCCAACUUUCGAGGAAUCUGAUGACGAUGAUUCGCUUGUGCAAGAAGAGUCAGAGACAGAGUCAGAAGUGCCAUCGGCACCCGUCACCCCAGCUGCCCAAGUUUCUGAUGAGCUCCAUAACCUGAUGUAUCCACCUACCAAGGAUGAGCAGAUUGUCAACACGGCUCUUGUGGUAUUCCUCAAUGCCCUCACAAUUCAUUUCGACGUUAUCAAGCGUUGUGACUGGACUCUGCACAGGAAAGCUUUCCUUGCCCAUUUUGAAGCCGCUAAAUUCGAAGCUCGGACCGACGGAUAUCUCGAUGACGGUAAUGAAAAUCCUUGGGCUCUCAUCGAGGUUAAGCCUGUCACCAGACGUGGACUUAGUCGGGUGCAUGUAUCCCAAAAUCGGCACGAGAUUUUCAUCACUAUCGCAGAAUACGACAGCGGAUACGUGUCUUAUCUGAAAACGAAGCCCGCGGAUGACGAACCUCCUUCAUUCAUGACCAUGCAUCAGUACGGACCUUGGAAUACCGAAAGUGCCGGAGAUAUGAGGAAGCUGGGUCCAAUUCUACUUGCUCUUACUCUCUAUGCGGAGGCUGAGGUUAAGAAGGCAGACGACCGUCGGCGUUCAAGUUGGUAG
Aspergillus melleus is the source of this 1110-nucleotide messenger RNA. RefSeq lists its product as uncharacterized. Bases 1 to 1110 code for a protein of 369 amino acids. The transcript is spliced from 2 exons. The record is from RefSeq and is a predicted model, not a curated record. Lineage: Eukaryota; Fungi; Ascomycota; Eurotiomycetes; Eurotiales; Aspergillaceae.